Molecule: messenger RNA, 3317 nt
Organism: Anopheles darlingi
Lineage: Eukaryota; Metazoa; Arthropoda; Insecta; Diptera; Culicidae
Exons: 16
Coding region: 24-3221 (1065 amino acids)
Molecular function (GO): iron ion binding; monooxygenase activity; oxidoreductase activity, acting on paired donors, with incorporation or reduction of molecular oxygen
Source: RefSeq, a predicted model, not a curated record
CGACGACGAAGGGACAGCGAAAAAUGCUAAAUAUAACCUUCAACGCGUUACGCUCCCGACCUAGCAUAGCGCCAGUGUGGGGCCAGCUGCGAUGGCGUAGUACCCAGUCACAACCAGCAGCGGCCGAACAUAUCAUCGAGCGCGAUCCAGAGUGGGAUAAUGCUCGCUCCUACGAUGACAUACCGUCACCGACGUUGUUUGGGUUUCUCAAAGAGUUUGGACCGUUCGGUAAAUACAAGGAUGCAACGCUGUACGAUAUCAACUGUAGGAUGCGGGAGCUUUACGGUCCGAUUAUGCGGAUGAAAGGCUCGUUCGGUCGUGAGGAUAUCGUGUUGUCGUUUAAUCCGGAAGACUUCGAGAAGGUAUUCCGCACGGAAGGUGUGUGGCCACGGCGCACCGGUAUGGAUGCGUUCGUCUACUACCGUAAGCAGCAGCGUCCGGAGUACUUCAAAGGAUAUGGUGGUCUGUUAGCGGAACAGGGCGAAGCAUGGCACAAUAUGCGCACGAUCGUCAAUCCCAUCAUGCUACAGCCGAAGAUCAUCAAACUGUACAUCGAAAAGGUGGACGAAGUGGCUCGGGAGUUCAUUGGCAUUGUCGAUGGAUUGCGUGAUACCAAGCACGAGCUACCGGCCGACUUCAACGAGUGGCUUAACCGUUGGGCUCUGGAAACGAUGGGCGUCCUUGUGUUGGAUACGCGACUUGGAGUGCUCAACAGGGAGCAAACGCCCGAAGUUCAAAAGCUGAUUCGACUAACCAAAGAUGCAGUUAGUCUGUUCUUUUACCUUGAUAUUAUGCCUUCGAUGUGGCGAAAGAUCAAAACUCCCGGUUUCUAUCGGCUGAUGCGCACGCUGGACGAACUCUAUCACAUUAUCGCGUCAAAGAUCGAUGAAGCCGUGGUGCGGAUGGAGAAGAAUCCAAGUGUCAGCUCGGACAGUUUAAGUAUCCUGGAGAAGCUGCUGAAGGUGGAUCGUAAUGCCGCAUUCAUAAUGUCGCUCGACAGCCUGUUUGCCGGGGUUGAUACGACCUCAUCCGGUUCGACUGGCAUCCUGUACUGUUUGGCGCACAAUCCGGAGAAGCAGGAUAAGCUGCGGGAGGAGUUACGCAAGAUUCUACCGGACAAGAACUCCAAGUUGACAGCGGAAAACAUGAAAAAUAUGCCGUAUCUUCGGGCGUGUAUCAAGGAAGGACUUCGGAUGUAUCCUCCGACCACCGGAAAUGGUCGAUGCGUCGGCAAAGAUCUUGUCCUGCAAGGAUACCGCAUACCGAAGGGGACUAUGGUAGCAAUGGGUCAGCUGGUUCUGCAGCGCCAGGAAGGACAAUUUACCCGGCCUUCGGAAUUCCUGCCGGAACGGUGGCUCAGUGGACCGGAAACCGCUGGCUGUCCGAGUGCCAAGGAAGCGCAUCCGUUCGUGUAUAUGCCGUUUGGGUUCGGUGCUCGUACCUGCAUCGGGCGCCGGUUGGCCAUGAUGGAGAUGGAGAUACUGGUGUCGCGCCUCAUCCGUCAGUACCACGUCCGGUGGAACUAUGGUGAGAUCAAGUUUAGGGCUAGCGUGGUGAACGUGCCAUCAACGGACUUGAAGUUUGAGUUGCAAGAUUCUAUCUGUUUUUUCACCGGUGUUCCGCUUUUUACAACCGUGUACCGUUUGAAAUCAGACAUUAUGCUGUGCUCGAGUAGCAUCGUGGUACGCCGAGGGAUCGCUUCCAGCUCGCAACUAUGGCGCAGUGUACAGGCCGCACCGCAACUCAGCAACGACGAUCUGAUCGAUUCCGAAUGGGCCACCGCUAAACCAUACGAAAGUAUUCCCGGACCGAACAUUUGGAAGAUGGUGACCGGUUUUAUGAAAGGCGGACGUUACGCGGAUCUAAGUUUGGUCGAUUUGCAUAGCCGGUUGCGGGAUGAUUUUGGAUCGAUCAUCCGAAUGCCGGGAUUAAUGGGCCGAAGAGAUAUCGUGAUGAGCUUCGACCCAGAGGAUUUCGAAAAAGUGUUUCGUACAGAAGGAACCUGGCCGGUAAGGCGUGGUCUGGACACAAUGGCGUACUAUCGACAAAAAUUACGACCGGAAGUUUUUGGCGAAAUGGGUGGUUUAGUAACGGAGCAAGGCGAAAGCUGGCAAAAGAUGCGCACGAUCGUGAAUCCCGUCAUGAUGCAGCCUAAAACAAUGAGGCUAUACGUGGAUAAGGUUGAUGAGGUAGCUCGUGAGUUUUUGGAAAUUGUAGCGGGUUUGCGCGACUCGAAACAAGAGCUACCGGGCGAUUUUGAUCAAUGGAUUAACCGUUGGGCCUUGGAGACAAUGGGUGUGCUGGCAUUGGACACGAGGUUCGGCGUUUUGAAGACGGACCAAACUGAGGAAGCGAAAAAGAUCCUGGCGCUUGUGAGAAACAUCUUUGACUUUAGCUAUCAACUGGAUGCAUUACCCUCGGUAUGGAGGUAUUACAAAACACCAACCUUCAACAACUUGAUGACUACAUUCGAUGAACUAACAGAUAUAAUUAUGGCCAAGGUAGAUGAUGCUGUGAAGAGAAUAGAGAAGCAUCCAACUGCCGAAGGGAACCAGAGUGUCCUGGAGAAGCUGCUUAAGAUCGAUAAACACGUGGCCGUGAUUAUGGCCUUGGACAUGCUAAUGGCAGGAAUCGAUACCACAUCUUCCGGUUCAAUGGGCAUGAUGUACUGUUUGGCCAAGAAUCCCGACAAGCAGUCGAAACUUCGCGACGAGCUACGCACAAUCAUGCCUAACAAGGAUUCACCUUUGACGGCGGAGAAUAUGCGUAAUCUACCAUAUCUUCGCGCCUGCAUCAAGGAAGGAUUGCGAAUGUUUCCUCCAGUUGUCGGUAACUUCCGGGCAACGGGCCGUAACAUAGUGCUACAAGGAUAUCGUAUUCCGAAGGACACGGAUGUCGGGAUGGGUUCGUUGGUGUUGCAGCAUGACGAGAAACGCUUCACGCGCGCCAAGGAAUUCCUUCCGGAACGUUGGCUUGCAGAUCGCGAUGCAGACAUUCCCAGUGGUAAGGACGCGAACCCGUUCAUCUUCCUACCAUUCGGAUUCGGCUCUAGGAGCUGCAUUGGUAAGCGACUAGCCAUGAUGGAGAUGGAAAUCAUAACGGCGCGCCUCAUCCGCAAAUAUGAGGCACGAUGGAACUAUGAGGACUUCAAAGUGCGCGCCACACUUGUCAAUAUUCCAUCUAAUCCAUUGCGGUUCGAGUUGAAAGAGGUUGAUCACUGAUCGAGAGUACUUUUGGAGGUAUUUUUAAUUAAGUAUCCGAAACUUUGUAUAUGAUAUUGGCUUUUAAAUAAAUGUAUCAAAUUAUGGUGAAUACUA